Messenger RNA from Phalaenopsis equestris, 1236 nucleotides. RefSeq names its product formimidoyltransferase-cyclodeaminase. The transcript has 2 exons. The record is from RefSeq and is a predicted model, not a curated record. Lineage: Eukaryota; Viridiplantae; Streptophyta; Magnoliopsida; Asparagales; Orchidaceae. Gene Ontology annotation, molecular function: folic acid binding; transferase activity. The coding region runs from base 176 to 1072 and encodes 298 amino acids.
UGGCUUCCAUACUUUCGUCAACAACAUUUGCAAACAGAUAAGACAAUCAAUUGCAGCCACAAAUCUGCUCUACAUUAAACUCACCCACCAUUUUCUCCUUCCUCACUCCUUUUCACAUUCCACCGUCCAUCUAAAUCUUCUUUCUAAAACAGCAGAGUAAAAAAACUAAAAAGAGAUGCUGCAAUCCAUGCUUUCCUGCUGCAAACUCUACAUAUCCGAAAGCCGAAAUUCUCUAGCUCUGCAAUCCAUCGAACGAGCUGCAACAUUACACCCAGAUGCAGCCAUCAUCAACAAAUUCAAGGACGAGGCUUACAACAGAGUCGGCUACACUCUCGUCUCACCAUUAACCGAGAACCCCUUCUUCAAUUCUCCUCUCAAUGAAGCUGUGGUUUCCAUGGUUGCAGAAGCCUUUAAAGCCAUUGAUCUCCGAAGCCAUUGUGGGACUCACCCUCGGCUUGGAGUUGUCGACCAUAUUUGUUUCCAUCCCUUAGCUGAGUCGACGCUCGAGCAGUCUGCCCGUCUCGCAAAGAUGGCGGCUGCGGCCAUUGGCCAAUGUCUUCAAGUGCCCACCUUCUUGUACGGUGCAGCUCAUGAGGAAGGAAGAUCCUUGGCGAGCAUUAGAAGGGAGCUGGGCUACUUUAGGCCCAAUUCAGGAGGUCAUGAAUGGGCUGGUGGACUUUGUCUUGAUAUAUCUCGUAGAAAGCCUGACAAAGGUCCAUCUCAAGUGGAUCAAGCCCGAGGCGUUGUGGUAAUCGGGGCUACGCAAUGGGUGGACAACUACAACAUCCCGGUCCGGUCCACUGAUAUGACCGUGGUUAGUCGGCUUGCAAAGAGAGUCGGCGGGCGGGGAGGUGGGUUCGACUCGGUUCAAGCCUUGGCGCUUGCACAUGGGAAAGAUUGUAUUGAGUUGGCUUGUAAUCUUCUUGAGCCGGACCGAGUUGGAGCCGACCGGGUUCAACUGGAAGUCCAGCGGUUAGCUGCACAGGAGGGGCUGGUUUUGGAACAGGGUUACUUCACUGACUUCUCUCGGGAUAGAAUCAUCGAAUCUUACUUGAUGAGGAAGGUUGAUUAGAUGUUUGAAGCAAUGGGAUAAAUCUGUAAAUAUAUUAAAAAUUUUAAUCGCUGUUUCAGUUACCCCACAGCUGAAACAGUUGCCCCCCCACAAUAUGAUCAUUUUUACAGAAACAGUUACCCCACAACUGUUUUCACACAGCUGUACCAAACAGACUACUAGCU